Molecule: messenger RNA, 2892 nt
Organism: Salvelinus fontinalis (brook trout)
Lineage: Eukaryota; Metazoa; Chordata; Actinopteri; Salmoniformes; Salmonidae
Product: putative zinc finger protein 56
Exons: 2
Coding region: 526-1155 (209 amino acids)
Biological process (GO): regulation of transcription by RNA polymerase II; central nervous system development
Cellular component (GO): nucleus
Molecular function (GO): DNA-binding transcription factor activity, RNA polymerase II-specific; RNA polymerase II cis-regulatory region sequence-specific DNA binding
Source: RefSeq, a predicted model, not a curated record
CGCUUCUUUCAACAGCAGCAACAGAUGGUCAGCCUCCUCGGUAGCUUGCUAGCCAAAAUACUCAACCAAUAAAGCUCUUUAGACGCUUUCGUAUAGCCACUGUGUUUAAAACCCUCUUCUGUCGUCUAGUUAGUUAUCUGAUUUAAUUUCAUAUUUAUGCUGCUGUUGUUUUUAGUCAGCUAGAGGGCUGAUUAAGUUAGCAUUAGCCUAGCUAGCUAAUAUCUCCGACCAUGAGCUCACUAACGUUAAGCUACUCCUCCUGAUAAAGAAGAGGAGGUCUGCUGGACGGAGAAAGAAGUUCCCGUGAAAGAGGAGGAGGAAGAGGAGGUUGUCACAGUAAAACAAGAAGUAGAGGGUGAGGCUGUUACCGUGAAAGAAGAGGAGAAAGACGUUACAGUGAAAGAAGAGGAGAAAGACGUUACAGUGAAAGAAGAGGAAGACGUGUUCAGAGUGAAAGAGGAUGAUGUUACAGUAAAAGAAGAGGAAGAGGAAGAUGCGUUCAGAGUGAAAGAGGAAGGGGGGGAGAUGACUGUCACGUCGAAAAAGGAGGAGGAAGAAGAGGAGGAAACUGGAUAUCUGGGCCCGGUUUCCCAAAGUUAUCUUAAGGCAUCCAAUGGUUCUAACGAUGAACUUAGCCGUGAAAUGGUUUUGAAAAACCGUGCCCUGAUUAAAAGAGAGAGACGGGACUAUCGUGGAUCCUCUGGGGAGCCUCAACAACAUCAUGAAGCUGCUGAGGCAGAGAAGAGUCUCUCCACAUCAGAACAUCUCAAGAAACCGCAGCAGAAAUGCACAGGGAAUAAACCUAACCACUGCUCUGUCUGUGGGAAGAGUUACUCAAGAUCAGAUUCACUAAAAGCACACCAGAGAAUUCACACUGGAGAGAAACCUUAUAGCUGUGAUCAAUGUGGGAAGAGUUUUACUACAUCUAGCCAGCUGACUAUACACCAGAGCAAGCACACAGGAGAGAAAUCUUACAACUGCUCUGACUGUGGAAAGAGUUUUGUUAUAUCAGGAUAUUUAAAAUCACACCAGAGAAUACACACAGGAGAGAAACCUUAUACCUGUGAUCAAUGUGGGAAGAGUUUUAGUCACUCAAGCAGCCUGAUAGUACACCAGAGAACACACACAGGAAAGGAAAUCUUACCACUGUUGUAAAUGUGGCAAGAGUUUUGUUUUGUCGGGACUUUUAUAAAUAACACACAGGAGAGAAGUCUUACCUUAACCACACUGCUAACCCUAAUGCCUAACCUUACCUUAACCACACUGCUAACCCUAAUGCCUAACCUUACCUUAACCACACUGCUAACCCUAAUGCCUAACCUUACCUUAACCACACUGCUAACCCUAAUGCCUAACCUUACCUUAACCACACUGCUAACCCUAAUGCCUAACCUUAACCACACUGCUAACCCUAAUGCCUAACCCUUACCACACUGCUAACCCUAAUGCCUAACCUUAACCACACUGCUAACCCUAAUGCCUAACCUUAACCACACUGCUAACCCUAAUGCCUAACCCUAACCUUAACCACACUGCUAACCCUAAUGCCUAACCUUACCCACACUGCUAACCCUAAUGCCUAACCUUAACCACACUGCUAACCCUAAUGCCUAACCUUACCUACACUGCUAACCCUAAUGACUAACCUUACCUACACUGCUAACCCUAAUGCCUAACCUUAACCACACUGCUAACCCUAAUGCCUAACCCUAACCUUAACCACACUGCUAACCCUAAUGCCUAACCUUAACCACACUGCUAACCCUAAUGCCUAACCUUAACCACACUGCUAACCCUAAUGCCUAACCCUAACCUUAACCACACUGCUAACCCUAAUGCCUAACCUUAACCACACUGCUAACCCUAAUGCCUAACCUUAACCACACUGCUAACCCUAAUGCCUAAACCUAACCAUACUGCUAACCCUAAUGCCUAACCCUUACUUUAAACACAUUUACAUUACAUUUAAGUCAUUUAGCAAACGCUCUUAUCCAGAGCGACUUACAAAUUGGAAAGUUCAUACAUAUUCAUCCUGGUCCCCCCAUGGGAAUUGAACCCUGGUCCCCCCAUGGGAAUUGAACCCACAACCCUGGCAUUGCAGGCGCCAUGCUCUACCAACUGAGCCACACGGGACCACUGCUAAACCUAAUCCCUAACCCUAACCUUAAGCAUACUACUAACCCUAAUGCCUAAUCCUAACCUUAACCACACUGCUAACCCUAAUGCCUAACCCUAACCUUAACCAUACUGCUAACCCUAAUGCCUAACCCUAACCUUAACCAUACUGCUAAACCUAAUGCCUUACCUUAACCAUACUGCUAACCCUUACCUUAACCAUACUGCUAACCCUUACCUUAACCAUACUGCUAACCCUUACCUUAACCAUACUGCUAACCCUAAUGCCUUACCUUAACCAUACUGCUAACCCUAAUGCCUAACCCUUACCUUAACCACACUGCUAAACCUAAUGCCUAACCCUAACCUUAACCAUACUGCUAACCCUAAUGCCUAACCUUAACCAUACUGCUAACCCUAAUGCCUAACCCUAACCUUAACCAUACUGCUAACCCUAAUGCCUAACCCUAACCUUAACCAUACUGCUAACCCUUACCUUAACCAUACUGCUAACCCUAAUGCCUGACCCUAACCUUAAAUAACCCUAACCUUAACCAUACUGCUAACUCUAACCUUACAUUGUUGUUUUUCAUGAAUUGAAUGCCAAGAGUGUGCAAAGCUGUCAUCAAGGCUACUUUGAAGAAAAGAAAAUAUAUUUUGAUUGUUUAAAUUUUUUUGGUUACUACAUGAUUCCAUAUGUGUGAUUUCAUCAUUUUGAUUUUGAUGUCUUCACUAUUACAAUGUAGAAAAUAGUAACAAUAAAGAAAUACCCUUGAA